UGAUAAAUUUGUGAAUUUAUAUUUAUUAUAUACUGAAAAGAAAUGUCCCAAAGUAAAAAAAGAAAUACUGCCGAAAGGGAAACUAAACGACUUAUUCGGCAAUGUCGCUUAACCGAAAGAGAUUUAGGACAACCUCAAUUAUUAGAAGAAAUAAUAGCGACUCAAUUAAGUGAAGAACUCAUGAAUAAGUUUAAAAUUAACAAGAAGAAAAAAGAAAUGCUUCUUGAUUUUCAGGCAGAAUUUAUACGAAAAACAAAGCUGAAAGAAUACAAACAUCGUCUAACGCCGAUAUAUGCAGAAAUACCUCGAAUGAACGACUCACAUAAAAAAAUUCGUGCCCAAGCAGAACUUUGUCCUACAGCAAAAAUGUCUGUGUUCCAAGAACGUUGCAUCACGACUAGGGUUGCGGCCAAAGGUUUGGAGAAGAAGCACCAAUUGAUAGUACCGAGAAUAUUAGCAGAAGCCAAGGAAGAAUUUAUUAGAAUAACUCAUUCUGCUGGGGUUUGCUUAAAAACGAGGCCAGUAAAUUCAGAUGAGAAACGAUUUGUCAUCCAACCUUACAAAUAUUUAGGAAGAAGCUCAACUUUCAAUGUAUACCUGUGGGUCCGAAAACAAUUUCAAUCUAAAUUUUUGCUGCAUGACCCACUUGUGCGAAGAAUAUAUAAAGAAUGCAAGAUGCUGCCUGAAAUUUUGUUCGACCUGAGAGAUCUAAGAAUAAAACCACUUGCGGUGCACGAAUUAGAUGAUACUUUUAAUAAUUUGACGUCAGAUUCAGAAAGUACCUUAUUGAAGUUUUAUUAUAGAAUUUGUGAGAUAGUGGAAAAUUGCGACUAUAUUUUAGAUGCCGAUGCUUGGAAAAAUCUUCUUAAAGUAUGUACUGGUCUUCUAUCGGUUUUUAUAAGCCUUUCUAUCCAAAACACUAUUAAUCACGUAGUUGAAGUAACUGGAAAAGAAGAUCUUGUUCCGUAUUUACAGCUGUCUUUAAAAUAUGAUAAAAGCCUAUAUAUGCAUCCUAAUCAGCAAGAUGUAAUCUUGUUAUAUAGUCUAUUUAUUUCUAAGCUAGUAGAUCUAGGAACCAACUUUACCGUUUUGGAGACCCUAAAAAUAAAAUCUCAUCCAGAAGCUCUCAUCCACCUGAACAUAACCGAUGAUUAUUAUGAUUCUGUUCUUAGUCAAAUUGCCGAAAACAUAAUGAAGCUGUUCGUUCCUAUUGAUGAAUAUAUGCGUAAGAUUGAUUAUGAUUUUCGUGAAAUGUUCAUUGAUUUUACGGUAACUGAUGAUAAAGAAAAAACAUUUGAGAACGGUUGUUUACAGAUUAAACAUUUUAAAAAUUACAUCUCAAAAGCAAGUUCUUUAUUGGGAAGCGAGUAUUUCGCAAUAGGUCAACUUGUGUUGUCAGAAUAUGUUUCGUCAAUGAAAGAAUCUUUGUCAGUUAUAAUAGAGGACAUAUUUGGUAAGCUGUGUAGAAUUCACAUAUCGGAAAAUGAAAAUAUUUGUCAAGAAUUCGAGAACAUUGAGGAAGAUUCUAUGAUGCAGCCAAAUAAUAGCGAGGAACUUAUUGCUCAAGGAAAACAUAUGAUUUGGGUUAAAACAGUUCUUCUUUUCGAAUUGAAAGAACGAAUACAAAAAAUGUUAUAUAAUUUAAUUCAGCUCAUAGAAUUUGGCACGAUAGAUAGAGAUCACAUGAAUAUUAACACAACGACGGUACUAUGGAUGAAGAACAUAGACGACAUACUUGACAAAAACUCAUCUAUGUACGAGCAAUUGAAAUUUCAUGCCGAGGAACUACUGCAUCAUACUGUCGCAUAUGUCCAGGAAGAAACCCUUAUUUUAGUACCUUUACUUGAUAUAUUUGAUAAUAUGGAUGAUUAUAAGCAAUGUAAAGACUAUGUUUUUAAAAUCAAAUCGCACUUGGUAAAGAUAAAAGAGCUUCGUCAAAAGAUAAUCUGGAUCAAUAAAGAGCAGCAGCUACUUGGAUUCAAUGUAUCCCCAUUUAAAACCGUUGAAGAUGUCGAGAAUUUUGUUUAUCCAUUUUUUCAUUUGCUAAAGGUAUGUGUGAACCUUCAAAGACACAUUGACGUUUGCCUAGAUGGACAGUUUGAAUUCUUGGACUUCUAUCACACGGAAAAUAUUAUUGAUGAUUAUAUGAAAGAGUUACUUAAAAUCCAGAAAUAUUAUAGAUUAAAAUGUAGGACUAGCACCAACGAUGACUCCCUAAGAUUUUUUGGGUCAGUAGAUGAUCCCGAUCUGUAUGCGUGGCCAUCUCCAUUAAAAUUAACUUACUUAGCAAUGCAAGCGAUUAAAGAUUUUAGACCUGUAAUGACGAUGAUGAGAAUUAUGUGCAAUGAUGCUAUAGUGAGAAGACAUUGGAAGGAAAUGUCCCUAAUAUGCGGUUUUGAUUUAACUCCCAAUGCUGGUACCACCAUACGGAAAUUUAUGUUAAUGGGUUUAGAAAAAGAUCUUGACAAAUAUGACAUCAUUAGUUCCGGAGCUACGAAAGAACGUGAACUAUACAGAAAUCUUCAAAAAAUGAAGUCAGAAUGGAAUGAAAUACUUUUUAAAAUCAGUCAAUUUAAAGAAACUGGCAUAAACAUACUGUCGGCUCUUGAUGAUAUUCAAAUUAUACUGGAAGAUCACAUUCUGAAAGCAUUGACAAUGCGUGGUUCCAUUUUCGUUAAACCCUAUGAAGCAGAAGUAAAAGAGUUUUAUAAGAGACUUGUUAGAAUUAACAAUACUUUAGAUGUAUGGGGUAAGGUUCAAAGUCAGUGGCUGUAUUUGCUGCCCAUCUUUUCAUCCAAAGAUAUAGUAGCUCAAAUGCCUCAAGAAGGACAGCUCUUUAAAGAGGUUAACGAUACCUAUAAGCGGUAUAUGGAUGUAGUUAUCAGAGAUCCCCGAGUAUAUGAAACAGCAGGCGCACCUGGUGUUCUAGAAACAAUGCAGUAUUGUAUUGAACUGUUAGAACAAAUUAACGACGGCGUUACUGAUUACCUCGAAAGAAAACGAUUAUUUUUUCCAAGAUUUUUUUUCUUGUCCAACGACGAAAUGCUUGAAAUUCUUUCCGAAACAAAAGAUCCGCUUAGAGUACAACCACAUCUUCGAAAAUGCUUUGAAGCUAUCAAUAGAUUACAAUUUAACGAUAAGUUGGAAAUUUCGGCUAUGUUCAGCCAAGAACUAGAAAAGAUAAAUUUAAAAAGUAUUGUUGAUACCAAAGAGGCAGGGGGUAGUGUAGAGAAAUGGCUCGUUUUGGUUGAAGAACAGAUGGUUAUUUCCGUGAGGGAUCAAAUACUAAAGAGCUUUAAAAAUUAUAUAAUGUCGCCUAGAACACAAUGGGUUCAAAAAUGGCCUGGUCAAGUUGUACUGUGUGUAUCUCAAAUACAUUGGACCCAUAAUGUACAUUUAGCACUGAACCGGGAUCAAGAAAUGACUUUGAAACAUUUUUUAGAAUCAUUAAAAGAUCAGCUUCAAGACAUUGUUAAUUUAAUCAGAAGUACUUCGUUAACUAAUUUGUCAAGAAUAACCAUUAAAGCUUUAAUUGUUAUUGAUGUACAUGCUAAGGAUGUUGUGGAAGCAUUAUACAAGGAUAAUGUAGCUAAUGAUAGAGAAUUUAACUGGUUAUCUCAAUUAAGGUAUUACUUAGAAGACGAUGAAGCUCUUGUCAGACUGAUUAAUGCAACUGUUAAAUACGCUUACGAGUAUUUAGGUAAUACUGAUCGACUAGUAAUAACACCUCUGACGGAUAGGUGUUAUCGGACACUCAUUGGAGCAUACCAUCUACAUUUAAAUGGAGCACCUGAAGGUCCUGCAGGUACAGGAAAAACGGAAACAACAAAAGAUUUAGCUAAAGCACUUGCGGUCCAGUGUGUGGUUUUUAAUUGUUCUGAUGGUCUGGAUUACAUAGCUAUGGGAAAAUUUUUUAAAGGCCUUGCAUCGUGUGGAGCAUGGGUAUGUUUUGACGAGUUCAAUAGAAUAGAUAUUGAAGUACUGUCUGUGGUCGCUCAACAAAUUCUAUUAAUCGUACUAGCCGUAAGAGCACAUGCUGCUAGGUUUAACUUCGAAGGAACAGAAAUUAAGUUAAACCCUGCCUGUUAUGUUUGUAUUACGAUGAAUCCUGGAUAUGCAGGAAGAACAGAAUUACCAGAUAACUUAAAGGUUUUGUUUAGAACUGUGGCAAUGAUGGUACCUGACUAUGCUAUGAUAGGGGAAAUAUCUUUAUAUUCUUAUGGAUUUAAAGACGCAAGAAAUUUGUCUGUAAAAAUUGUAACUGUGUAUCGGCUUUGUUCCGAACAACUAUCGUCUCAAAAUCACUAUGAUUACGGUAUGAGGGCAGUGAAGUCAGUUCUAUCAGCAGCAGGUAACAACAAAAGGAAGUUUCCUGAUCUUGACGAAGAUAUUUUGUUACUUCGAGCUAUUUUAGAUGUCAAUUUGCCGAAAUUUUUAAACCAGGAUUUACCAUUAUUCGAUGGUAUUAUUUCCGAUCUAUUUCCGGGAAUUAUAUUACCCGAAGCAGAUUAUACGAAAUUGAUCGAAUGUAUGAAGACAUGUUGCGAAAACAGGAAACUCAUACCUAAAGAUUCUGUCAUUACUAAAGUUAUUCAAACUUACGAAAUGAUGAUUGUGAGGUGGGGUUUUAUGAUAGUCGGUUAUCCCCUGGCUGGAAAAACGAGUACAAUAAAAGUUUUGGCUGACACGUUAACUUUAAUGAAUAAACAAGGUUUACCUGAAGAAAAAGUUGAAAUAGUUACUAUAAAUCCUAAAGCAAUAACAAUGGGUCAGCUCUAUGGACAAUUUGAUCCGAUAUCAUACGAAUGGUUUGACGGAGUCAUAGCAACUACUUUUCGCAGUUUCUGUACCGACCCUAGUGCUAAUAGAAAAUGGAUGAUUUUCGAUGGACCGGUAGAUGCAAUUUGGAUUGAAAAUAUGAAUAGCGUAUUAGAUGAUAACAGAAAGUUAUGUCUUAUGUCAGGUGAAGUUAUGUCAAUGACUAAUGCGAUGUCUCUGAUAUUUGAAGUGAUGGAUUUGGAACAAGCAUCUCCUGCAACGGUUUCUAGAUGUGGUAUGGUAUACAUGGAACCAGUAACAUUGGGCUGGGAACCUUUUCUUCAGUCUUGGAUCCCUACUUGUAAUAAUUUAUGGUGUCCCUCUAGCAGAACAGAUUUUAUUGAUAGUAUGUUCAAAUGGAUUGUGCCUCCUUCACUGAAUUUUAUAAAGAAACAUUGUACUAUGUUCUGCAAUCCAGGGGAUAUUAGUCUAGUUUUGAAUAUGAUGAAUAUGUUUGAAAUGUAUAUGAACGAUGCAAUUGAGUGUAAUCCCAAAAAAGAGGAUCAAGAAAAAUAUAUGGAAUUUUGGACACAGGCUGCUUUUAUUCAAGCAGGAGUUUGGGGUAUAGCUUCAAUCCUAGAUAAAGAUUCAAGAGAAAAAUUUGACGAAUUUUAUAAAACUUUGUGGAGAGGAGAAAACGAACAACAUCCCUAUCCUCAAUGUCUAGAAAAAGUUGACUUAACUAUUCCAUCUGAAGGUCUUCUUUUUGACUAUGGAUAUAAUUAUAGACUAAAAGGAGGUUGGAAAUAUUGGCCAGAUGUUGUAAAAUAUGAACGGGUAGAUGAAUGUAAAAAUAUUAUGCAGGCUUUGAUACCAACUGUUGAUACAGCUAGAUAUAUGUUAUUAGUGGAGCAACAUAUUAGAUAUGCUAAGCCCUGCAUGCUCAUGGGUCCGACUGGGACUGGAAAAUCUUUUUAUAUAACGGACAUUUUAUUAAAUCGACUAAACAAAGAAAAAUACGAACCAGCUUUUAUAACAUUUACGGUACAGAUUACUGCUAAUCAAACACAGGACCUUAUCAUAUCUAAACUGAAUAGGAAAAAACGUGGGCAUUAUGGCCCUCCCAAAGGAAAAACUGCUGUUAUUUUCAUAGAUGAUGUCAACAUGCCCGUUAAAGAUGUAUAUGGUUCGCAGCCUCCUUUGGAAUUACUACGUCAGUAUUUUGAUCAUAAAAAUUGGUAUGAUCUCAAGAGCACCAGAGCAUUAUAUUUACAUGAUUUAAUAUUUUUGGGUGCAAUGGGAUUAGUAGGAGGUAGUAGACAAGAUGUAUAUCCAAGAUUUCUACGACACUUCAGCAUAUUUUCCAUAAAUGAAUUUAGUCAGGAGAGUAUGGCUAAGAUCUAUUCAAAUGUUUUAUUACUUGGCUGGAAAAAUAAUGGCUUUCCUUCGGAAAUUAUUAUGGUUGUUAAUCAAGUAGUUAACGCAACUUUGGGUAUUUUUAAAGCUGCACAGGAAAACCUACGACCAACACCGUCUAAAAGUCACUACAUUUUUAAUCUCCGGGACUUUUUCAGAUUAAUUCAAGGUUGUGCAAUGCUAAAAAAGGAAUCUGCAGAAGACAAAAAAAUAUUUCCAAAAAUAUGGGUACAUGAAGUAAUGAGAGUAUUUUACGAUAGAUUAGUAGAAAAACGAGACCGACUAUGGGUUUAUGAAGAGGUUAAAAAAUAUGUUAACGAUAAUUUUAGAGAAAAUUUCGAUAUGAUUUUUGGACUUUUAAAAAAUGAUCAAGGUGUUGUCACUCGUGAAGCAUUAAAACGUCUUCUCUUUGGAACAUACUUUGAUCAGGAUUCUGAUGAAGACAAACGCUAUGAAGAAGUUAUCGACGCAGAAGCAUUAAGAGAACUAUCAGUCAAUUGUCUAAUUGAAUACAAUGCCACACAUAAAAGUAAAAUGGACAUUGUGCUUUUCGACUAUGCUUUAGAACAUUUGUCAAAAAUUUGUCGAAUUCUCUCAAUGAAAUGUGGGAGUGCAUUACUGGUUGGUAUAAGUGGCUCUGGUAGACAAUCUCUAACUCGUCUCGCAGGUGAGAUAUACGGAAUGAAGCUCUUCCAAGCUGAAAUCACAAACAAUUAUGCAUUAUCGGAUUGGAGAGACGAUAUCAAGAAGGUUUGUAAGGAAUCAGGUGGUAGAGGAAAGGACACCAUAUUCCUAAUUGGUGAAGGUCAAAUAAAAGACGAAAGCUUUCUUGAAGACGUCGAUUGUCUUCUUAAUUCCGGUGAAGUACCUAAUAUAUAUCAAAUUGAUGAGAAACAAGAGAUUUUAGAUAUGGUCAAAUUAGCUGCACAAGGAGGAAAUAGAAAUCUAGAAAUCAGUCCUCUUGAAGUUUUCUUUUUCUUUACAAAACGCUGUAAAGAGAAACUACACGUGGUUAUGUGUUUAAGUCCAGUUGGAUCGGCUUUCCGUAAUAGACUUCGCCUGUUUCCAUCUCUGAUAAAUUGCUGUACUAUCGACUGGUUUCGAGACUGGCCUGAACAAGCACUGGAAGAGGUAGCUCAUGUUUGGAUGGAAGAUAUUAAUCUUUCAGAUGAAAUUAAGAGUACUUCAGUGAGUGCAUGUAAAUAUUUCCACGUUGAAGCAAGAAAUGCCUCUGACGAAUUUUACAAAGCAGUAAGCAGAAAGACUUAUAUAACAUCAGCUUCAUAUUUAGAACUAAUUAAAUCGUUUACUGAACUAACCAAUCGCAAGCAAGAAGAAAUUAUGACAGCCAAAAGAAGAUAUCUUGGUGGCUUGGAAAAGUUAUAUCAUGCAUCCGUUAGUAUAGGUGAAAUGCAAGAUUCCUUAGCAGCUCUACAACCUCAACUGGAGGCGAUGAAUAAAGCAGCAUCCGAGAUGCUAGCUCAGAUAGAACUCGAAAGUAUAACUGUCGAAAAGGCUUCAGCAAUAGUAAAACAAGAUGAAAAAGUAGCUAACAAGCAAGCUGCUCAAGCUCAAGCUUUAAAACUUGAAUGUGAAGCGGAUCUCGCAGAAGCCAUGCCCAUUUUGGAAGAGGCCAUUGCCGCAUUGGAUACUUUAAAACCAGCAGAUAUAAGAUUGGUUAAAUCUAUGAAAAAUCCUCCUGAAGUCAUUAAGCUAGUAAUGGCUGCUGUUUGUAUAAUAAAAGGUAUUAAGCCUGAUCGAAUACCUGAACCUGGAACUGGUAGAAUGAUACAAGAUUAUUGGGGUCCAAGUAAACGAGUCUUGGGUGAUAUCAAUUUUUUACAAACACUUAAAGAUUUUGACAAAGACAAUAUCAAGCCGGACGUUAUCGCCAAAUUGAGAAAGGAAUAUAUACCUCACAAAGAUUUUAAACCGGCUGUAGUAGCAAAAGCCUCAAGUGCAGCUGAGGGAUUAUGCAAAUGGAUCAUAGCUAUGGAUAUGUAUGAAAAAGUAUAUAAGGUAGUAGCUCCAAAAAAGGCCAAACUUAAAGCUGCAGAAGACGAAUUUACCGCCAUGAUGACAAUGCUACUUGAGAAGAGGGCUCAGGUAAAGAAAUUGGAAGAGCAAUUGGCUAUUCUGAAGGAACAGUUAGAUAUAGCUCAAAAAAAGCAACAAGAAUUACAGGCUGAAGUUGACUUAUGUAAUAAUAAGUUAUUACGAGCCAAAAAACUGAUCGGGGGACUGGGAGGUGAAAAAGAUAGAUGGACUACAGCAGCUGAAGUACUCCAAGUACAGUAUGAUGGUUUAGCUGGAGAUAUUUUGUUAUCUUGUGGAAUUAUAUCAUAUCUCUCACCGUUUAAUAGUGCUUUUAGAGUAAUGUUAAUGAAAGCUUGGCAUCAAUAUGUAAAAUCAUUAGGUAUACCAACUGCUGAAAUUUUUGACAUGGCGACAGUCUUAGGGUCAGACGUCACUAUUCAGAAUUGGAAUAUCAAUGGGCUACCAAGGGAUAUGUUUUCAACAGAAAAUGGAAUUAUCAUGGAUAACUCAAGACGUUGGUCCCUAUUUAUAGAUCCACAAGUCCAGGCCGCGAAUUGGAUUAAAAAAAUGGAAAGGAAGAACAACUUGCAAGUCUUAAAAUUUUCCUUUCCCGAUUACAUGAAAAAAAUAGAAACUAGCAUUCAAAACGGAUAUCCUGUACUAAUAGAAAGUAUUGAAGAAGUUCUGGAAGCCCCGUUAGACCCUCUUCUGUACAAACAAAUGUUCAAGCAAGCAGGAGUUUGGGUAAUCGCCCUUGGUGAAAACGUAAUUGAGUAUAACAGCAAUUUUAAACUGUAUCUUUCAUCAAAAUUAAGAAAUCCUCAUUACCUUCCCGAAGUUUUUAAUAAAGUAACAAUUAUUAACUUUGCUCUUACUCUGGAGGGACUACAAGACCAAUUGCUAGGUAUUGUAGUAGCAGUUGAAAAACCAGAUCUACAACAGCUUAAGGAAGAACUAACAAUUCAAAAGGCUGAUAAUAAGAAGGCUCUAAAAGACACCGAAGAUAACAUCCUCAAAACAUUGUCUGAAACAAAAGGUGAUAUUUUGGAAGACGAAAAAGCAAUCCAAAUCUUGGACGAAUCAAAAGUUUUGUCUACCGAAAUUAUGGAAAAGCAAAAGAGAUCUAUAAUCAUCGAACAAUCCAUUGAGGAAUUUAGAGAAAAAUACAAGAUUGUCUCGGCACAUUCAUCCGUUCUUUACUACUGCAUAUCAGAUUUGGCUAACGUCGACCCUAUGUAUCAGUAUUCCUUAGAUUGGUUUAUCAAUCUCUAUAUUGGAUCUAUACAGAAAGCUGAGAAAUUUAAAAUUAUUGAAAAACGAUGCACUUGCCUAAUAAACGCAUUUACUUUUGAUUUAUAUAACAACAUUACUAGAUCUCUCUUCGAAAAAGAUAAAUUAUUGUUUUCUUUCCUCUUAUGCUCCAAAAUUAUGAUUGCACAGAAAAAGCUAGAGGAAAAUGAAUUUUUAUUUCUACUAACAGGGGGCGUUGGUGGUGAAACUACAACGCCGAAUCCGUGUCCUACUUGGCUAUUAGAUAGAUCGUGGAAUGAGAUAUGCAGAUUAGAAGACAUUCCUGCAUUUAAGGGAUUUUCUAGUACAAUUUCACGAGAUGAAGAAAUCUGGAAAGAAAUGUACGAUGAUUUUACAGAGGACUUCGUAGUACCUUCCGAUUGGGAAAACCAGAUUACGAGUUUUAGAAGACUGAUAAUGAUAAGGGUGUUCAGGGCUGACAAGCUAAUCAGUUCCAUUACAAAUUUCGUUAAGAACGAGAUGGAUGAAAAAUUCAUAAAACCGCCCCCAUUUAAUAUAUCAGUUUCUUACGACGAUUCCUAUAACUUGUGCCCAUUAAUUUUCAUUUUAUCUCCAGGAGUUGAUCCAAUGAGUGCGUUAGUAAAGUUUGCAGCAGGAAAAAAAAUGUCUGAUAAGUUUAAAUCAAUAUCUCUUGGACAAGGACAAGGACCAGUUGCUCAGGCAAUGAUAAUGGAAGGAUCGGAAAUUGGAACAUGGGUCUGUCUUCAAAAUUGUCACUUGGCGACCUCCUGGAUGCCAACUCUAGAAAAAAUUUUUGAUAGUCUUGACUAUGAUACACAUCCUGAGUUUAGACUGUGGCUAACAAGUUAUCCAUCUGACAAGUUUCCCGUUACUUUACUUCAAAAAGGAGUUAAAAUGACCAAUGAGCCUCCAACAGGAUUACAAAAUAACCUGUUAAAAUCUUAUAUAAGUGACCCAGUUAGAAAUCCUGAGUUUUACUUAGGUAGUCCGGAUCAUCAUGAAAUGUUCGUAAGGCUUUUGUAUGGAUUGGCAUUCUUCCAUGCUUGUAUUCAAGAAAGGCGCACUUUUGGGCCACUUGGUUGGAAUAUCCAGUACGGAUUUAACGACUCGGAUUUUGACAUAUCAGUACAGCAACUACAAAUGUUUAUAAAUGAAAGCGAUGAUCCUUAUGAGGCACUAACUUACUUAAUUGGUGAAUGCAAUUACGGAGGAAGAGUAACUGAUGAUUGGGAUCGAAGAUUGAUUGUGACUAUAUUAGCCGAUUAUAUUAAUCCCCUAGUAGUAGCUGAUAAACGGUAUACUUUUAGUGGCGCAGGAAAAUGCUAUGGCCUUCCUGAAAGAUCUGACUAUCAGAUUUAUAUAAACCAUAUUAAUGCCAUGCCAGCUCUGCAUCCUCCCGAAGUUUUUGGUUUGCACACCAACGCUGGAAUAACCAGAGAUCUUCAGAACUCCAAUCUGCUUCUUGGAUCGGUGCUGAAAGCAUAUGGAGAUAUAGCUGCCGGAGGAAUGGGAGAAACAGAUAAACAUUUGAUGACGCUUUGCACCGAUAUAUUAAAUAAAUUACCCAAAAUAUUUAACAUUGAAGCUGCUUAUAUCAAAUUCCCUGUAACUUACUCGGAAUCUAUGAAUACAGUGCUUGUACAAGAAAUGGAACGAUUUAAUAGGUUGUUAAAAGUUAUUGUAGCUACCCUAGUCACCAUGCAGAAGGCAAUUCAAGGACUCGUGGCUAUGUCACCUGCAACAGAAACAUUUGCAUCUUCACUGUUAAUGGCAAAGAUACCCGUAAAGUGGGUUGGUGUUUCUUAUCCUAGUUUAAAGAAUCUUCCAAACUAUGUAAACGACUUUAUAGCCAGGAUGAGUUUUCUGUACAAGUGGUUCGAGACAGGUAAACCUCCUAGUUACUGGAUCUCUGGAUUUUUCUUCACACAAGCCUUUCUAACUGGCGUUAAGCAAAAUUUUGCUAGAAAAUACACCAUCGCCAUUGACAAACUAACCUUUGAUUUUGAAGUACUUAAUGCGACUUCGAUGAAAACAGCACCAAACGAUGGUGCAUAUAUUUAUGGACUGUUCACAGAUGGCGCCAGAUGGGAUCGACAGAAAAAUAUAUUAGCUGAGUUGUUGCCAAAAAUAUUGUACGAUAAUAUGCCGGUUAUCUGGAUUAUUCCGCUUCUCGCCGAAAAAUAUUUACCAGGUGGAAGGUACGUAUGUCCAAUCUAUAAAACAUCAGAACGAAAAGGACUACUAUCAACGACUGGACAUUCAACUAAUUACGUACUGCCUGUUCUGUUAGAUACAGAUCUACCAGCAUCACACUGGAUAAAAAGAAGUGUUGCUCUAUUAUGUCAAUUAAAUUGACGUAGUUAUAUAUUCAUUUUUUACAAAUAAAGUUUAUGAAUAGUAAAAAA
This is a messenger RNA of Diabrotica virgifera virgifera (western corn rootworm), 11888 nucleotides long. RefSeq names its product dynein axonemal heavy chain 12 (gene Dhc62B). Gene Ontology annotation, molecular function: dynein light intermediate chain binding; dynein intermediate chain binding; minus-end-directed microtubule motor activity. The record is from RefSeq and is a predicted model, not a curated record. Bases 43 to 11838 code for a protein of 3931 amino acids. Gene Ontology annotation, biological process: microtubule-based movement. The transcript has 38 exons. Gene Ontology annotation, cellular component: dynein complex. NCBI's taxonomy places the organism in Eukaryota, Metazoa, Arthropoda, Insecta, Coleoptera, Chrysomelidae.